UGUCAAGCCCCGACCACCCAUCACGGCCUCUCUCUUCUCCCUCCACCGCCUCUGACCCCCUCCUCGCCGCCCUCCGCCGCCUCCCCCUCGACCUCCGCCGGUCUGCUACCCUCGCACUGCAUUCUGGGCGAGGAGAGGAUACACACCGCCACCCCAGAGUCGUCUUGUCAUUCCCGGGCGUCAGCUGCCCCGCCACGUUCAGGACUGUGUCCCACUCCUUGCGGCCCUGCUCACAUAAAACCAUCGCUUGCUGCUACUUUUCUAUAUACCCCGCGCUAUGUCUCUCAAGCACAUCCUCAAUGACGAUCCGGCGCCGCCGGUCCAUGUAUCCGCUCCGGUUGCGCAUACGCCUAUAUCGACCUCUGUCAUUGACCCAGUCCUCAUGCGGCCCUCACCUCCAUCCAGGACCGAAUCGUCACAUUCGGACCUACGUGAAUACGCGCAUUCACGAUCCCCGCACGAAGGCGAACAGCAACCGCCGAUGCGCGAGUACGCAUUCCAGUCCGUGAACUAUGGUCCCUACUAUGGACGUGAAGAUGAGCGAACAGCAUCCCCGGCGCUUUCCAACGGAGGUCAAUACAAUACAAACCAGUUUAAGGAUGGCUAUGCCGAGACCAACAACAGGCGCAAGCGCAAGCACCCUGAAGACGAUGACGACGACUAUCACCCGCCUGGUCAGAAACGGUCGUCGCGGCGCAGCUCAACGCGGAAUCGCCAACAACGCAAUCACACGCCCCCGUCCGAGAUAAUGGACACCGAACCUCUCAUCCAGGAGAUCACAUUCGUGAACGAGGAAGAAGCUAGGCUAGUAUCGUCAGACCUUGAGGAUAGCGAGGACGUAUGGAGAGGCGAACUCGGGAACUAUGUCAUGGAGACCCACAAGAGACAGAAACAAGUAGAUGCGUGGUUCUCCAGAUGGAUCAUUGAACGCGACAGCAUCACGGCCUAUCAUAUGUCUCAUGCCUACAGGCAGCGUAUCGCUCGUAUACCUCCGCCACCCCCUCCGCCCCCACCUCCGCCACCUCCAAUGGUCGAAGAGCUCAUGCGACCAUCCUCUCCGUCUCUACUCGCUUCGGACGGCUACGAUAUGCCCGAGUUUGUGAACGUGGAUCCUACCGGCCGGACGCGCAGGUCAGGUAAGGACGAUGCGUCUCGGGAUCUGGACGAUGCUUCGAUUUCUGGCCGACACAAGGGCAAGGGCAAGGAGAAAGACUCGGGGAAACGGCCGAAAGUUUAUGCCAUUUCAGACAGCGAGAGUGAACUGGAUAUCCCCAUCUCGAGGACUAUGCCUGCUCACAAGAAGCGGAGGCUUGCUGAUGAUACCAGAGGGACUCCGGAUGACAGCGAACACGCCAUCAGGAUGCCUGUCCCGCAUGCUUCACCCGCGCACAAGCUGGUCACCUCCGCCAAAGGCAAGGGGAAGGGCAAGCAGAUACAGAGGGAAGACAGCGUGGACAGUGUGUCGACCACGCCGAGGCAGCGCAAGAAGCUGGGGCCGAGGAAGAAGUACGACACAUUGCCGCCUCAGACCCAGGAGCUGUUGGGAGUUGGAGUAAUCGGCUCAGCUUCCGCAUCGGUUGCUGGGGAUAUCACACCUUCAGCCUCUCGGCCGGCGUCGCCUGCCCUUACCUCCAUCUCUGCUACUGUGUAUGAACUAGACGAGCAUAUACCUGCUCUGAAGAAGGCGAAGAAGGUGGACGAUAUUGUGAUGAUGAAGCGCGUGAGGAAUCUGGAGGAUGCACAGCGGAAAGUGUGGACGAACAUCGCGAGACGUGAUAUCCCGAAGGUCUACAAGUUCCAUGCGCAAGGCUAUAUCUCGAGGCAGAAUAUCUCUAAGCGACUCGCCACACAUGCAUCAAUGCACGCACGCAAGCCGUACGUCAAGGUCGGAAAGGCCGGAAAGGCGCUUAAGGAUACACAAGCGAAGAGCAAGCGACUCAUGCGCGAGAUGCUGGUCUUCUGGAAGAAGAAUGAGAAGGAGGAGAGGGACGUCCGCAAGCGCGAGCAGAGGGAGGCUCUUGAUCGCGCGAGGGUCGAGGAAGAGAAGCGCGAGGCUGCGAGACAGGCCAGGAAGCUGGAGUUCCUGAUCAGUCAGACCGAGCUUUAUAGUCACUUCGUGGGCAACAAGCUGAAGACUGCUGAGCUGGAAGGCGAAGAUGCCCAGAUAGCUCCUGCGGGCGCCGAGCUUCUAGACAUAGAUCCUUCUUCGUUGCAGGAUAUAGACUUUGACGACGAGGAUCAUACAAACCUCCAUCACCAUGCUCGGAAUAACGCCCAGGCCGCUAUUGCACUAGCCAAACGGAGAGCAGUGGACUUCGACGCGCAGGCCGCUUUGGAGCGUAAGACGAACGAAGCACUGAAGCUCGCCAAACGGCAAAGUCACAUUCGCGGUGACGAGGAUGUCGAGGGUACUGGAUCCGGACCGGCUACAACGCCUCUUGUAGAUUUGGAUUCCGACGAGUUGAACUUCCAGAACCCAACGUCGUUGACUGGGGAACUGACCAUCAAGCAACCGAAGAUGCUCAUGGCUACGCUGAAGGAAUACCAGCUGAAGGGGUUGAACUGGCUUGCGACCUUGUACGAGCAGGGUAUCAACGGUAUUCUGGCAGACGAGAUGGGUCUAGGCAAGACUGUGCAAUCAAUCUCAUUGCUCGCCUAUCUGGCUGAGACUCACGAUAUCUGGGGACCCUUCCUCGUCGUUUCCCCAGCGUCUACACUGCACAAUUGGCAACAGGAGAUUAGUCGUUUCCUUCCUAAGCUGAAGGCCCUACCGUACUGGGGUAACGUAAAGGACCGCGCCACGCUCCGCAAGUUCUGGAACAAGAAAGAGAUUAGCUACGACGAGGACGCUCCUUUCCAUGUGCUGAUCACGAGCUACCAGUUGGUCACCCAAGAUCAACAGUACUUCCAACGAGUGAAAUGGCAAUAUAUGAUCCUCGACGAGGCUCAGAACAUUAAGAACUCGUCCAGUGCUCGCUGGAAGACAUUGCUUGGGUUCCAGUGCCGAAAUCGUCUGUUGCUCACCGGUACCCCUAUCCAGAACUCCAUGCAAGAACUGUGGGCGUUGUUACAUUUCAUCAUGCCGAGCUUGUUCGAUUCGCACGACGAGUUCAACGAGUGGUUCUCCAAAGACAUCGAGAACGCUGCGGAGAAUAAAGGUAGCAAGCUGAACGAGCACCAGCUGCGUCGGUUGCAUAUGAUCCUCAAGCCUUUCAUGUUGCGCCGCGUCAAACGACAUGUCCAGAACGAGUUGAGUGACAAGAUCGAGAAGGAUAUCUACGUGGACCUCAGUGCUCGGCAACGUGCUCUGUACAAAGCUCUGUUGGCUAACGUCUCGGUUGCGGACUUGCUGGAGAAAGCAGCAAAUAUCGGUGACGCGGACUCGGCGAGAUCCUUGAUGAACCUCGUCAUGCAGUUCCGAAAGGUCUGCAACCAUCCGGAGCUGUUCGAGCGGGCAGAUGUCGUGGCGCCUUUCUCCUUCUCUGACUUCGGCAAGUCUGGACCGCUCAAUCGAGAAGGCGACUUCGUUCAACUGGCGUAUUCGACCCGCAAUCCGAUUGAGUAUGCUAUACCGAAGCUGCUGUACGAAGACGGUGGUCUGCUAGAUGUCCCAAGAGAGGAUGCACCUGUCGCGGGUGAUACUCGUCGGGUCGCGAGAUUGAUGAAUAUCUGGUCAACGGACUGGGUGUACCGGUCUUCCCAAGAAGAUUCAGCUUUCUCUUUCUUGAGGUUCCUUGAUGUGUCGCCGAGCGAGAUGCAUAGCGUAUACACCUCCCAUCUUCUCGAAACGUCACUGCGCGCUUCCAGGAAGGAGCAUUCGGAGCUUGAAGAUGAUACAUAUGCAACGGACAGUGCCUUCGUUGCUAAUGUAGUUGCUGGACCCUUCCGCCUGCCUUCUCGAGUGCCCGAUAGCAAGACUGUGAACGAGCUAGGGUUGACAGCUCUUCGUUCCAUUUCCUCUGCCGCUUGGCAGUCCUCUUGCCUCUCGCGUCGGGAUCUCAAAUGGUUCAUACCCCCUGCUGUGGCACCUCCCAUCUCCAUUUACUGUGCCGAUCGCAACUUCGUUGAGCGCCAAGCGACGUUACGCGAAUCCCCGAUUGACUCGUUAGCCCUGUAUGGUCUGCCGCCAAGCAUGUGGUUUUCGCAGGACGCUUGCGCCGAAUACCAGCAGCGGUUCUCUGGCGUCCAUGUAUCCGGUCUCAUUGGAAGAUCACCUCAGGACCAACUGCCUCCGUCGGCGAUGCAGGUUCCAGAAGCCAAGAGACUCAUCUACGACUCGGCAAAGCUCGCCCGCCUCGACGCGCUGCUUCAUGAACUGAAAGCGGGGGACCAUCGUGUCUUGGUCUACUUCCAGAUGACUCGCAUGAUGGACCUCAUGGAAGAAUACCUCAUCUAUCGCCAAUACAAGUACCUGCGCCUCGACGGUUCGUCGAAACUGGAAGAUCGCCGAGAUAUGGUCAUGGAAUGGCAAACGAGGCCCGACAUCUUUGUAUUCCUCCUCAGUACGCGUGCUGGAGGUCUCGGCAUCAAUCUUACGGCUGCUGACACAGUCGUGUUCUACGACCACGAUUGGAACCCGUCCAACGAUGCUCAAGCGAUGGAUCGUGCGCACCGUCUCGGACAGACCCGUCAGGUCACCGUCUACCGCCUCAUCACCAAGGGUACGAUUGACGAGCGGAUCGUCCAACUUGCCCGCGUGAAGAAAGAUGUGCAAGACAUCGUUGUUGGAAACAAGACCUUCACCGAUGUUACGAAGCCUAGUGAAAUCGUACAAUUGCUUCUGACUGAAGAUCAACUGGCGAACCUUGAGACAACCGAACCGUCUACAAAAAGCAAGGGCAAGAAGCGCGCCGAUGCCGUGCAGGCGGAUGCAGGUAGAGAUUUAUGGAACGACGAGGGUGAUGAGUUCUUCGGGCAAUCAGCUUCAGGACAGGCUGGUAAUGUUGGAGAUGGCGCCGAUGACGACUCCGGGACGCCGGUCCCGACCACAGGUCGCGGUAGGAAACGAGGUGGAGGAAAUGGUGCCUCGCGCGGUCGUAGGUCAGGCACGCGUGGACGCGGAAGGGGGAAGGCGGCGAUGGCGAUGGGUGAUGGCAAUUCGUAGUGCUCCCGCUUCAAGUCCGAAGCGACCUCCACUCCUUUUUGUUGUUGUUGUGUCUCUCGUUGUGUAUUUUGCUCGUCACUGUACUGAACUCUUAGAAGCCUGCAAGGACAUCGACGUAUGUAUUUCGUGCGUUUGGUCGUACUCCGUAAAGUAUUAGCUUAUUCGUCUCGUUCUGAUAAUGCUCCUGUAUGUCUAUGUAUUCUAUGCAAACUCUAUGCAACCGCAGAAUCAUCGCGAUCGUA
Fomitopsis serialis is the source of this 5346-nucleotide messenger RNA. RefSeq names its product SNF2 family N-terminal domain-containing protein. Gene Ontology annotation, biological process: DNA repair. The record is from RefSeq and is a predicted model, not a curated record. The transcript is spliced from 17 exons. NCBI's taxonomy places the organism in Eukaryota, Fungi, Basidiomycota, Agaricomycetes, Polyporales, Fomitopsidaceae. The coding region runs from base 278 to 5104 and encodes 1608 amino acids. Gene Ontology annotation, cellular component: Ino80 complex. Gene Ontology annotation, molecular function: ATP-dependent chromatin remodeler activity; histone binding; ATP binding.